AUGAAUAGCGGCAGGGUUUGGGUCCGAAUAGUCUUUCUGGUCACCUUUUUCCAGCUCUCAAAAUCUCAGGACGUUUGGGGGAUUGUACUACCUACGGUGAGUAUAAUUUAAAGAUCUUCGGUGAACAUUUGGAUUGGAUGGAAAUUGAAAUGUCCUUAACUUCAAAAUAUAUUUUGUGAAUUUUUAAUUUGCUCUAUUAGUGGUUUCAUGGAAAGCUUGUUAGGAAACGGGAAAAUUCUCGGUUUGAAAAAAAUCAGAAACAAAAAAAGUUCAUUAUAUCCCUGUCUAACAGGAAGUUUAAAAGAGCUUUCAGUUGUUUCAAAAUCACUUUGUAAUUUAGAGACGGAGAAAGGAACUUUUUUGAAGUUGUUCGUGUCCUUUUUCCCCCAGCCCUCCUUCAGAGUGGUCUUUCUAGGGGCAAUCUUAAAGGCUCUCUGAAGGUCCUCUCUCUGGACCACUCUACCGACCCCUAUAGGGGCCACUAUAGGGGACAUGCUAAUCGAAUUCUAAGCGUAGAAGCAUUCCCAUGCGAAAAACUAAAAAGUAAUACUUUUUGAAUGAAAUUGAAAAGCCCCUAUAGGGUCCACUUGAGCUUUAGGGACUAGGGGUCAGACCCUAAACCCCAUAGGGACCACUUUAUCUUACCCUUUAAGGGACCACUUCUCCUCCCUAACCCCUAUAGGGACCUCUCUGAAAUUCCUAAGUAAUCCUGUUUUUAAAAACAUGGGCGAAUAAUUUUCGAAUGAAAUAUAAAUUCUGCACCAUUUUUUGAAGCUUGUGAGUAGGAACAAAUGAGAAACCAAAAAAACUUAAGAUACAAAAAUUUUUUUUCAGAUAUCGCCACAGGCUUCAACGAGUUGCACAACCGUGAGUUUUUUUGAAAAGGCUUUUUAUUAUUAAAUGAAAAAUUAAAACUUCAAAUUUUUUUACUGAAACUCUGAAGAUUGGAAAAGGAAAGCUUUUUUUCGAAUUUCAAAAUAAUUUACGACAACCAUUUGUAUUCCUAUUUUUUUUGCUACUCACAGAGUUCCCAGACAAUUGAGUAAUAGGUUUAUAAAAAAGGCAUUGCAAAAAAGAACAAACUUGAUUUUCCAGGCAGCCUGGCUAGCGUGGAGCGACUGGUCGUCGUGUUCGGACACGUGUGGAAGCUGCGGAGUUCAUCUCCGGACCAGAACUUGCCUGACAACCGAUUCGAGUUGUACUUGUGCAGGGUUCGUUUCCAAUUUCAUCUUUUUUUUUUUGGAAUAAAUUUACUUUGAAAUAAACGCCAUAUACAGAAAAGCUCACAUAAGAAUUGAAAAAAUCAGAAAAACUUUCGGAAUUCAGAAGGUCCAAAAAAUUAACGCUCACCAAGCGUCUGAAUUUUGAAGGAAGCACAAAAAGACCUAAAAUACACGAAAAACAGAUUUUUUAGAAAGUGGGCUCACAAAAAAAUUUGGAUUGUAAAAUGAGUUUUCUGUUAACGAGAGCCAUUUGAUGAUUCCAUGCCUAAUAAGCCAUUUUUCUUCUCUUUUUUACCCUGAUAUAUAUUAUAUCUCUAGAAAAAUUUACUUUCUUAGGAACUCCAGAGUGGUCCCUAUAGGGGUACCCUUAGGGAACCUUGGAGGAUCCCCUAUAGGGGCCCUAAAUCUUGCAAGAGUGGUCCCUAUAUGGGUUUUAGUUAGUGGGCUCUAUAGGGGACAUACUAAUCGAUAAUUUUUGUGUACUCUAUGCGAAGAAGUAUUUCCAUGCGAAAAAUUAAUUAAACAAGCGUUUUUGAAUGAAAUUGAAAGACCCCUAUAAGGCCCACUUAAGCUUUAUGGACUAAGGGGUCAAACUCUAAACCCCUUUAGGAACCUGCUUUUCCCUUAGACCCCUAUAGAGGCCUCUCUAAAAAUUCCUAAGUCUGAUCUGUAAAAAAGUCUGAUUGUUCAGCUUAACGUUCAUCAAAAAAAAUAAAUAAAUAAAUAAAUACACUGAAAAUUACAGGUCAGCAACCGAUGUUGAGUAUUGCAAUUUGGAAAUUUGCCGAUAUCCAAGGUCAACGUGUUGUUACAACUUAAAGGUGGGGUUCGAGAAGGUUCUUUCAUAAAAUUUUGAAAAAUAAAGCGAAAACAAUUGUUUCUUUGAGCCGAUUUUUAAUAAAAGACCACUCUAAAUUAGGCUUUGAAAAUUUUUGGAGUUCGACAGCUUGUCACAGCUAAAAAGUUUAUAGCAAAGUCGGAAAAGCCGAAAAAAAUUCCAUAGAAAUUUUUAGGGUGAGAAAGGCUCCUUAUUGCUGCCUUUUUUUAGCCAUUUCAUCGGCUCUUAUGCACCAUUUUUGCUGCCCUUUUCCACCAUUUCUUGAGCCUUUAAAUCCCAGAAAAAAAAUGGAAAAUUUCGAUAAAGGGACUCUUUUUGCUACUUUUUGAGCCUAGCCCUUUUGGCGGUUCGAAGAUUUUGAAAAUAUUUCAAUAAGGGCAAUAUUCAAAAAUUUUUUCCAAAAUCAAUUUACCUGAAAACGAUUUCAGGUAACGGCUUUAUCCGGCAAAUUCGCCUGUCUCUCAACCUCACCUGCUCCCGCACCAACAGCAUAA
Caenorhabditis auriculariae is the source of this 2555-nucleotide messenger RNA. The record is from the annotation of a GenBank genome assembly. NCBI's taxonomy places the organism in Eukaryota, Metazoa, Nematoda, Chromadorea, Rhabditida, Rhabditidae.